AUGGCAUCUCCAGUAUCGUUACAACCGAGCGCUUUCUACUUGGCUUGUUGCAAUAAUGAUUUAAAAACAGUUCAAGAGAAUGCUAAUUGUUCCGAAAUCGAUGCUCUGGGACCCGAUGGAAACACCGCUCUUCAUGCUGCUUCAAUGUAUGGUCAUGCUAAACUUGUCCGACUCUUAUUACGCUAUCAUGCUUCACGCGAGAUUUGCAAUGAUAAAGGACUUACUCCUGAAGAAUUAGCAGCAAAUGACGAAACUCGAAUAGCAUUCAAAGAACCUGUACGAACGAUAUUCGAUUCCAACCAUUUUGUUGCUUCAUCACGUGAAGUCGAAUGGCUUGAUUCAUAUAAAAAUGCCUAUAGAAUAGCAUACGAGAAUCAUGAACAUAUGAAACGAUGGCUGACAAAAGUUGCAUUGCAUAAACUGCUCAAGGCAAUCGUUAAUGACUAUAUCGAAAAAAUUAAGUUUAAAGACGAAAAUGAUCGAAAAAUCAUCAAAGAAGAACUCUCGUAUGUGAUAGAAGAAGAUGAUCCUCUUGGUUUAUUAAUGACAUACACCAAUCCGAGAGUUCAAUUUCAUUAUUUAUUAAAUCAUGAUUUGGCUGAAUUAGGUUCCGAUUUUCGUUUUGUUAGUACUCAAGCUUUGAUAAAUUCAGGUUACGUCGAUAAUGAACCACCACAAGGUCUUGGUCAGUAUAUAUUUACUUCGAUUGUUAUUAAUCAUCCUCGAUUUCAUCCAUAUCACUAUUCUGGUACUACCUUUCGUGGAAUGAAGAUUACAAAGAAAGAUCUUGAAGAAUACAAUAAAGGAAAUAUUGUUUUAACUCGUUCAUUUCUUUCUACAUCGACAGAUCGAUCUAUCGCUGAACUAUUUAUUGAUUGUACUAAUAAUGAAAUUCAUCCACCAGUUAUGUGUAUCUAUAAAGUGAUUAAUCCACGAUCAAGUCUCUUCAUUGAAAAAAUUAGUCAUAUUGGAGAUGAAAAAGAAGUGCUUAUUGUACCGUUCACUGUUUUUCAAGUAAAAGAACAACGUUAUGCAGAGCUGAUGAAGGGAGGUCAAAUUUAUCAGAUCAAAGAAAUUGAAUUAGAAGAAUGUCGUCCAUUAUGA
This is a messenger RNA of Rotaria sp. Silwood1, 1104 nucleotides long. Lineage: Eukaryota; Metazoa; Rotifera; Eurotatoria; Philodinida; Philodinidae. The record is from the annotation of a GenBank genome assembly.